AUGUAUGAGCCGUCUGAUGAGGAGAACCACGAUCCUAAAAAAUCACAACAAAAUGCAAGUAGAAGUUCUACUCCUACAAAGCAGCUAGUUCUUCCAAAAGAGUUUUUCGAAUAUGUUGGUGAUCCAGUUGGGAAAAAUUCAAGUCAGUAUAAGUGUCUCUUUCCUGGCUGUGCUAAAAAAAAGGAUCAAUCUGAUAAACUACUAGUAAUUUCCAAUACUUCUAGGCACAAUGCAAAAAGACAUUACUUGAGUUAUGAUCCCAAGGAUGAACUAGGACAUGAGAAAUUCUUUAUUUCAACAAAAAGAAAUGAAAUAAUAACUCAAGAAGAUCUUGACAACUGGGUCUUGGUAAAUUUUAUAAUCGUCGAUGCCUUGCCCAUUAGCAUUGUUGAAAAGCCGGGUUUUAAGAAACUAGUGUCUAGUGUGGCACCCACCUUAAUUUUACAAGAAGCUCUCCAUAAGGAAUAUGAUGUCGUAGAAAAAUUGCGAGGAUCCACAACGGAUAGUGGUUCGAAUUUUCUUAAGGCAUUUCGCGAGAGUGGUGAGGCGUCUACUGUGCCUAAUUACGAGGAUCAUCAAGAAGAAAAAGAAGAAGAAGAAGAAGAAAUGGCUUAUUUCGUAAUUGGUGAAAUAAUUAACGCUCGAAUUACGGAACAUAAUUGCUCCAACAAUCAUGAUCCAACUCUUUCCCAACAUCGGAGAUGUGCAUGCCAUUUGUUAAGCCUGAUUGCAAACGCUGAUGUUUUGAAGAUUCAAGAUCCGGGCUUUCAACAUUUGCGAAAACUUCAGAAGCUUCAAGAUGACCCGACAAUAACACAUUGUCAACCAUUGAUUACCGGGCUUCUUGAUGCUAUCCACUUCAGAUUCCAGUCAAUGUUUGCGGACAACGAAUUACGGUUGGCCACAAUCACUAAUCCACAUUUUAAACUCUCGUGGCUGGAAAAUGAAGAUGAAAUACGUCGUGCUAAAACUUUACUUAAAGGAGAUUUUUACGGCUCUGAUGAUUCUAGUGACGGAACAUCUUCAUCACUUUCAGAUCCCAGUUCUGAGAAAAAACGGAAACAUGCAAAGAAUUUUGUUUCCUCAAUAACAAAAAGAAAUGCUGAGACUCUAGAAAUAGAUGAAGUAGAGUCUUAUUUGCAGUUGUCUAAAACUUUUGAAGACCUGAAGAAUUUUCCGACGAUCAUGAAAAUGUAUAAACAAUACAACGUCACACUACCAUCAUCAGCUGCAGUGGAGAGACUUUUCAGUCAAGGUGGACUAAUUUUUACAUCCAAAAGACUUCAGUUAACUGAGAAUCAUUUCGAAAUGUUAUUAUUCCUAAAGGUCAAUAACAACAUGUCAAAUAAGUGGUAA
Molecule: messenger RNA, 1356 nt
Organism: Daphnia magna
Lineage: Eukaryota; Metazoa; Arthropoda; Branchiopoda; Diplostraca; Daphniidae
Exons: 10
Coding region: 1-1356 (451 amino acids)
Molecular function (GO): protein dimerization activity
Source: RefSeq, a predicted model, not a curated record